This is a messenger RNA of Oncorhynchus keta (chum salmon), 3235 nucleotides long. RefSeq names its product volume-regulated anion channel subunit LRRC8D-like. Gene Ontology annotation, molecular function: protein binding. The record is from RefSeq and is a predicted model, not a curated record. The coding region runs from base 200 to 2725 and encodes 841 amino acids. Lineage: Eukaryota; Metazoa; Chordata; Actinopteri; Salmoniformes; Salmonidae. The transcript has 2 exons.
UCAUGGCCGCAGCAUGUCGCUAUGGAGGAAACAGAACCAAAGCAAUUUUCUAAUCAGCUUAGUGUCUGUUCAGCAGUACGGUUGACUAGAACGUAAGCAUUUCGUCUUUGUUUACCUCAUCGAAUCAUGGGACGCACCAAUAAUUAUCAUUUUUCGGCUGAAGUAUCGAGGCAACGGGACCCAUAAAUUAAUUGAAGUGAUGUUUACUCUCACAGAGGUAGCCGCCCUGAAUGACAUCCAGCCGACCUAUCGGAUCCUGAAACCAUGGUGGGACGUCUUUAUGGACUACCUGGGCGUCGUCAUGCUGAUGCUGGCCAUAUUUUCUGGAACCAUGCAAUUAACCAAAGACCAGGUGGUUUGCCUUCCCGUUCUGGAACCAGCUCCAGAGGACCCCAGCAGCUUCACGACACCGCAGCCAGAGGAGGGGUCAGGGUCAGGGAACGGAGGAAGCGGUGUGACUCUAGCGGCAGCGCCCCUAAUGAUUAAUGAUCUACCGGAUAGUGUCAUCCACUUCGCACAGUUUGGUGGUGUUGGACAGCAACCUCCGCCAACAGGCGUCAGGACAAACCUGGACUUUCAGCAGUAUGUUUUUGUCAAUCAGAUGUGCUACCACGUUGCCCUCCCGUGGUACUCAAAAUACUUCCCAUACCUUGCUCUCAUACACACCAUCGUCCUCAUGGUCAGCAGUAACUUUUGGUUCAAAUAUCCAAAGACUAGUUCAAAAAUAGAGCAUUUUGUGGGGAUUCUGGGGAAGUGUUUUGAGUCUCCUUGGACGACCAAGGCAUUGUCCGAGACUGCAUGUGAGGACUCUGAGGAGAAUAAGCAAAGGCUCACUGGUGCCCAUUCCCUACCAAAACAUUUCUCAACCAGCAGUGAAGAGGGAAGUCCUAACCAGUCCACCCCGAUGCUGGCUAAAUCUGGGGUCAAGUUUACUGCUGAUAAGCCUGUUAUUGAAGUCCCAUGCAUGACCAUACUGGACAAGAAAGAUGGAGAACAGGCCAAGGCCUUGUUUGAAAAGGUUAGGAAGUUCCGUGCCCACGUGGAAGACAGUGAUUUGAUCUACAAGCUCUAUGUUGCUCAAACUGUGAUCAAAACCGUGAAGUUCAUUUUGAUCUUGUGUUACACAAUGACAUUUGUUGCUUCAAUUGACUUUGACCAUGUGUGUGAGCCUGACAUAAAACAUUUAACCGGAUACUCUAAAUUCCAAUGCACACAUAACAUGGCAUUCAUGUUAAGGAAGCUGCUUGUCAGCUAUAUUUCCCUCGUCUGUAUAUAUGGCCUAAUCUGUAUAUACACUCUCUUUUGGCUGUUUCGACGACCUCUCAAGGAGUACUCUUUCGAGAAAGUCAGAGAGGAGAGUAGUUUCAGUGACAUUCCUGACGUGAAGAACGACUUUGCGUUUCUCUUGCACAUGGUCGAUCAGUAUGACCAGCUGUACUCGAAGCGUUUUGGUGUCUUCCUCUCUGAAGUCAGCGAGAAUAAACUGCGAGAGAUUAGCUUGAAUCACGAGUGGACCUUUGAGAAACUGAGACAGCAUGUAACCCGCAACGCUCAGGACAAACUGGAGCUCCAUCUCUUCAUGCUGUCAGGUCUGCCAGAUGCUGUCUUCGAUCUGACCGAUUUGGAGAUCCUAAAGCUGGAGCUGAUCCCAGAGGCCAGGAUAACAGCCAAGAUCUCCCAGAUGAUCAACCUUCAGGAGCUUCACUUUUAUCACUGCCCUGCCAAAGUUGAGCAGACCGCGUUCAGUUUCCUUCGUGACCACCUCCGGUGCCUUCAUGUCAAGUUUACAGAUGUAGCUGAGAUCCCCACCUGGGUGUACCUGUUGAAAAGUCUGAGGGAGCUAUACUUGGUCGGCAAUUUGAAUUCUGAAAACAACAAGAUGAUUGGUUUAGAAUCUCUCAGAGACCUGAGACAUCUGAAGAUUCUGCAUCUAAAAAGCAACUUGACGAAGGUCCCAACCAACAUAACAGAUCUCUCUCCACACCUGAUCAAGCUGGUUGUACAUAAUGACGGUACUAAACUCCUGGUACUGAACAGUUUGAAAAAAAUGAUGAACCUAGCUGAACUGGAGCUUCACAAUUGUGAACUGGAGAGGAUUCCCCAUGCUAUUUUCAGUUUGACCAACCUGCAGGAGCUGGACCUGAAAUCCAACAACAUUCGCACCAUUGAGGAGGUCAUCAGCUUCCAGCACCUCAAUAGGCUGAUCUGCCUUAAACUGUGGCACAAUAAAAUCAUCACCAUUCCAUUGUCCAUAAGCCACGUCAAAAACCUUGAGUCCCUCUACCUUUCGCACAACAAACUUGAAUCUCUGCCCUUACCUUUGUUUAACCUGCUGAAGCUGAGGUAUCUGGACGUUAGCCACAACUCUAUAGUGGUGAUCCCUCUGGAGAUCGGCUUCAUGCAGAACCUCCAGCACUUUGCCAUUACAGGAAACAAGGUGGAGGUGGUACCCAAGCAGCUGUUCAAGUGCACCAAAUUGAAGACACUAUGUCUGGGACACAACUGUAUCUCUGUCCUUCCAGAGAAGAUAAGCAAUCUGGUGCAGCUAACAAACCUGGAGCUUAAGGGAAACUGUCUGGACCGCCUGCCAGCCCAGCUUGGCCAGUGUCAUCUCCUCCACAGGAACUGCCUGGUGGUGGAGGACCACCUCUUUGACUCACUCCCCCUUGACGUCAAGGAGAGUAUCAAUCAGGAAGCCAACGUUCCAUUUGCUAAUGGGGUGUGAGUGUGGAAGGACAGUCACUUUACCCAUACAGGAAGGAGAUUACAAAAAUGUGGAAAUAACUGUCCAUACACAGCCAGCUAGUCAACUCUUUUAAUUACAGCAUGUGAACUGGAAUAAAGGAUUUUGCUCAGGGCUGACUCGUCGAACAGAUGAUGUUUAAACUUAUAGAAAAUGGCACUGUGCUAACUAGUCAGGUGAGUUGAUUCCAGGUACUGUGGAAAAUGCUAGAAUGAUGGUCUAGAUCCAGAAUGAUAGGUUAGUUCCAUAGUGAUCGGCUGAUUCCAGAAUAAGGAGCUGGUUCCAGAGAGUUAGUUGUAGAAUGACAGCAAUGUUUGUGUUAGACCACUAAAUGAUUAGUCAAUGUUCAGAGGAAAAGGGAUGCUCCUCUUAAUGAAACUUAAUGGUGGUGUAGAAUUCAUAGAUACCAGGGACACAGUAGCCUCAGAUUAUUGGCACCCUUGAUAAAGAUGAGCAAAAAGAAUGUAUAAAAUAAAGAAUAUAAAUUCUGAA